Molecule: messenger RNA, 1643 nt
Organism: Vitrella brassicaformis
Lineage: Eukaryota; Vitrellaceae
Source: the annotation of a GenBank genome assembly
GCUCCAUGUGUUGAAGGACCACUGCCAACGCCACAAUUGCUCGCGUCAGUUCACAUCUACUCUUCAGUCUCAGCUCUCAUCUCAUCACGCACGGGCCAGCCAGAGAGGCUCCACCCACCAGAGAAUGAAAGACAGAAAAGCAUAUAUCGCGCACACACGAGAAUGCAGCGGACGAGAAGAGGCACAUGAGAUGGGGCGGUCGGACAGACAGGCAACCCCUCACACCUCGUCACCACACGCAGCACAGCCAGGUUGGCAGGCAGACAGCCGGCCACCGCGGGGGCAGGUGGGGGAGAAACAAGGGCUCAUUCCACCACCUAGCACCUCCAACACCGCAGGGCCACACUCUCUCUCCCCCAGGCCGUCACUGAUGUACACGCCGAACACAUAGGGGUCCUUGCGGAUGAUCAACACCAGGCGCUGGUUGUCGCCCACACAAUCGAGGAGAUCGCCGUACUUGGAGCCGUGCACAGUUGACCUGUCGAAUCAGACAAACACCAACAUGCUUUGGAUGGCACCAUAGAUGUGUGUGUGUCGCUCGCCAUGCCAACGUACCGGCAAAGUGUCUGUCGCUGUGUGCCGUCCCCUUCUAUGAGGUGCCGCAGGCCGAUCCGCUAGUGCGAGGAAGCACCGGGCGAAUGCUGUGUUGGCCGUAGUAGCGGCUGCCUCAAUUCUGAAUGCCGAUAAGGUCUGCUGAAUAAGCUGCGGCCGCCGCUGAGGGCCGAGAGCUCUCGCCGCGAAGGGAUCAUCGCUUUUGUGUUGCGCUGCAGCCGCUGUCCUCCCAGCUGCUGUCGUGGCUGCCCCACCGUCUCUGCUAGCACAACAACAUGACAGCCAUAUGCAGCCACAAAGGGCAGAUGAACCACUCGCCUCGGUGGCUGCCUGCCUCACCUAUGGGCUGCACCAACGGCGCCUCGACCAUGAUGAUGAUGUCUUCGCCAGCAUCGAUCAGAUCUUGAAAAACUUCUCUGACAGGCAGAAAGGCACACAACAAGGCGUCCACACACAUACAGACACGAACGCGACGAACACACACACACACACGGUUUGUGUCCACCUACCUGACGGGCUUAAGUCGGUCGUCCUCCAGGCUGUCGUCUUUGCACUUGAGCUCCCCUCCCGUGACAGACGACCCCUUUCUCUCGUAUAUUGGCUGAAUGCGACCGGCGACCUCUCUCAGGAGGCCACCCAGCGUCGUAUCAUCAGACAGCUUGAAGUCCUCUGUCGCCACUCUAGAGCCGGUUUCUUGGUAGACAACUUUGACCAGAACGGCAAGCUUGUCCGGCAGAGGGUCUUCAUCUCUCGCUUCGGCAACUGAAGGCUCAGUCGAAGGCUUACCGCCCGCCAUCGCCGGGAAUGAAUCAAACAUGCCUGCAGCGACACACACACACACACACAGACAAAGUGAACGGAUGAGUCUCCAGAUGGAAACGACGAUAAGUGCAUGAGAAAGUGCCUCCCUUCCCAUCUCUGUAUGUCAGCUCACAAGUCGGUCAGCCGGUCAGUGCUCACGUGUUGAUCUGGCUCACUGCCCCAGACACUGACAGGGCUGGCACAUCCAUUAUCGGCAGUGAUCAUGGCGUGUGGCGGAGUGAGUAUGCAAGUGUGUUCUUCAUCGUCGUCUGUUUGCUGAUGGCUUCAUU